Molecule: messenger RNA, 1737 nt
Organism: Drosophila ananassae
Lineage: Eukaryota; Metazoa; Arthropoda; Insecta; Diptera; Drosophilidae
Exons: 2
Coding region: 1009-1485 (158 amino acids)
Source: RefSeq, a predicted model, not a curated record
AUUUGCGGCUGCGAUUGUUUGGACACGCAAUGGCAAUCGCUCGAAUGGGUUUAUUUUCGGAAAUUGCUGUUUACUUCAAGGAUUCGGUUUUUUGGGCUUGUACCAAAUUAUAGCAACGACAUGAAAUGGAUCCAGCUGGGGGGAGAUUGGCCUGGAGUAGGCCAGGGAUCCUAGGAUAUCUGAUAGUUUGACUUCAAAAAUAUAUUUGGGAGUAACUUGUUUGAAACAUAAAAUUAUAGUUGAAUUUUAAUUUAAAUUCUAUAAUUUAGUAAAUUAUUAGUUUUAUUUUUAUAUAUUUAUAUUUCAAAAUCAAUCUUUUGAAAAGGUUUCUUAGAGUUGUCACCAUUUUAAAGAUUAAAUUCAAAUAGAUUUAUAAUUUAUUAUAUUCCUAAAAGAAAAGGAACCCCUAGGGUAUACCAUUAUCCACCCUAAUAUCUUCUUGAAAAGUACAACUCCCCCACUUUUUGGACACUGUGGCUGGGAAAAUUCGCCAACCAGGCGCCUCCUCUGACGUUCGGAAAACUGUGAUUGUGGGUCACACCCGGCACACCCGACACACCCACCCACAUACCCCGUUGAGGAGCCACCCGCUGGGCUCCUUGGACGGCGCCUGGAGGACUGAUGGUGGUGGUGGUGCGUCGUGGGGAUGGAUGCGUGUGGAUGGAUUGGUGGUGGUAUUGGUAGUAACAUUGCCUGCCAUCCGGCAACAAUGGAAAAACUUUAAUGAGUACAAGUUGCUGCCAAAUGAAAGCAAAGUGAAAUGGCAGCAGGCAGGAUGGAUGGCAUGGAUGGCAGGGGAUGGCAGGGGAUGGCAGGGGAUGUCCUUACUGCAGUGUACUCCUUUUUCCAAGUCAAACGAAGCGAGCACGCCACCGACUGCGGACGGAUUCCUUGGCACAAUACUGAACUCCUUACGGAGGAGUUCCAGUUGGAGGGUCUUGCAGUUGGAGUUCCAAUUGGAACAGGACUAGCAAUAGGAACAGGACCUCGAGUGAAAGUGAAAGCAUCAUGAAACCGGGUCCCGAAGCCCUUGAAGAGGGGGAGGAGGAGGGCGAAGGACAGGAUCAUCAUGAGGGCGAUCCCCGGCCACUCCCCUACGACUUUGAAAAGGAACUGAUCCAAAAGUCCAACCGACAUAUUCGGCUCUGCGAAUCCUUUGUUCCCGUUAGCCAAGUUCACCCCUUGACCCGGAAGUUCUACGCCCAGUUCGAGCAACGCCAGCCGGAGGACCUGCUGAGGUAUCUGCGCCACACCUGGCCAGAGAAGCAGGUGGAACGGGACCGUCAACUGCGGCAGGGAGUUCCCGUUCUGGAGUCCCAGGUGUACGGAUGGCUGCCCCUCCAGACCCGUGAUCGAGUUCCGGAUCUCAAUGUCCUGCACGCCCCCAAGCUACGAUGCGGGAUGACCGUCCAUGGAGAGCGACUGAUUGCCGAGAGGAUUACGGAGCGACCGCCAUUUAAUGGACUUCGAUUUCUGCUUCACUAAUUUUCCUUAACAUUAAGUUUAAUUUAAAAUAACAGGGCUUUCCUUCUUUCCUGAAUUUAAAAUUUAAAAACACUAUUUUUUUAAAUGUGAUAAUAGAUCGCAGUGACUGGUACAAAAAAAAUCUUUAAAAAAAGCUUUAAAUAAUUUAAAAUUGCUUGUUAGACUUUAACACUAAAUAAAUAAAAAUAAUUUAAAAAAUGUUUAAAAAACAAGCCAUUUUGGCGGGCCACGUCAGUGACGAAAGCUGCUCGA